Impatiens glandulifera is the source of this 1140-nucleotide messenger RNA. RefSeq lists its product as uncharacterized. NCBI's taxonomy places the organism in Eukaryota, Viridiplantae, Streptophyta, Magnoliopsida, Ericales, Balsaminaceae. Bases 156 to 830 code for a protein of 224 amino acids. The transcript has 3 exons. The record is from RefSeq and is a predicted model, not a curated record.
UUGUAUAUACAACCAAAAUAUAAGCACUCUCUUCAAGGUGAAGGUCCCUCCACCAUUUAACUCCAUCAAUAAAUCUCUUCUCUUUCUCUGUUUUUGAUCAAUAAUCUUCAGAUUCAAUUCAAAGUUGAGAAACCCAUCUCAGAAAAGGAGGAGAAAUGCCUCGGACAAGUAGUUCAUUCUUGAGGCAGCUGAGUGGGAAAGAGAGUUGGAAAUCAACUUCAAAUAGAUGGCCACAGGGAAUCAAUUACGGGCGUAGAUCUGGUGGUGAAGAAGAUGAAGAAAUGAUGAGGAGAAAGCAAAUGGAACAAGCUGGACUUGGUUUUGGAGGCAUGUAUGGGAAUCAGCAGGGGAUGUUGAUGAUGAGGAAGAGAGUGAUGGUUGUUGUUGAUGAAUCUUCUCAUUCUAAGCAUGCUAUGAUGUGGGCACUUACUCAUGUUACUGAUAAGGGUGAUCUUCUCACCCUUCUUCAUAUUCUACCUCAUCCAUCUUCUCCUUCUUCUUCACUUGCUACAUCUCUUGCCUCACUCUGUAAAGCUUGCAAACCAGAGGUGGAGAUAGAAGCAGUGGUGGUACAAGGACCAAAGAUUGGAACAAUAAUGAGUCAAGUUAAGAAGCUGGAGGUAUCUGUACUGGUUCUUGGGCAGAAGAAGCCAUCUUCCCUACUAUUGAACUGCUUGAUUGGGGAGAGGAGAAGCAAUGGAGAAGAGAUUGUAGAAGAAUGCAUAAACACAAUGGAGUGUUUGACAAUUGGAGUGAGGAAACAGAGUAAGAGUGUUGGUGGGUAUCUAAUUAGCACCAGAUGGCAGAAGAACUUCUGGCUUUUGGCUUAAUUACCUAUUCUAGUAGAUUGAACAAUAGUUGUUGGAUCAUAAUGAUAAUAAUAAUAAUAAUAUUAUGUAGAUUUCUAACUACUACCACCCACAUGUGCAACUACUAGAUCUUUCUCUGUAGAUUCACCUACUAACCCAAGAGAUACAAAUAAUGGUUAAUGGCCAUUAUUGUUCUCUGUCUUCUUUAUUAAGUUUGUGUUCAGAUUUAUCUCUACUGUAACUGUUAUCCUAAGUGUUAAAGAGAUCUAAAAACAUCUUUAAAUUGAUUUGGGGUUAUUAAAUUUUAAAAAUCUGUUUUUUGUUUUGUUUC